AUGGAAUCGACAACUUUCCAGCGUUCACCGGGAAAUUCGGCAAUCGAAAGUAUCCAAAGCGAACACGUCCAGUCUCUAGAUUCAACCUUUAAUAUGAAUGGUAGUCGAGGUAUCUCUAGGGAGGAAAAGGAAAGGAUAAAACAGAUACAACGGGAUAGGGAAAAAAAAAAGUCUUCUCAAAAAGUGCAAGUACAAGAAGUGAAGGCGGAUCCCUUUUUAAGACAAAUGAUUCCUUUAAGCGUGGAGUCGGGGGACCGAGAGAGUAUAACCAUUAUGACUUAUAAUAUUCUCGCGCAAUCGCUCUGCAAACGUGAGCUAUAUCCAGACAGCGGCGAAUCGCUUAAAUGGAAAUACCGUAGGCCUCAAUUGAUCAAAGAAAUAUUACAUUACGAGCCUGAUAUAGCAUGUUUUCAAGAGAUGGAUGACGUUAGUUUCAACAACACCUUUAAGUCAGAGUUUGAACAUGCCGGGUACGAAAUUUUUUAUUUCAAGAGCGAUAAAAAGACAAACGCGAGGCAAGGCUUGUUGUUUUGUGAAAGCCUGAUAAAGUUUAACAAGGAAUUUGGAUUUGCGGUGUUUUUGACCGGAGAUUUCAACUCGUCUCCGGAUAGUCCGACGUACAGAUUGAUGGCACAGAAAGAACCUUUGUUCACUGAAAAGGAAAUUUCAGAGUUGAGAGACUCGAUGAGACCUAUUAAUGAUGAAAAAGAUUUGAUCGAAGAUGUGUCUUCCCCAAAUUCUGCAGAUAAAGAUGCAUGCGGUGGAAAAUGUACUGCGUUGCCGGAAGAUGGCGACCCUUUCGGCGCAUCAACAUUAACCUCUACGGCGGCUCAGUCAUCAAACAUUCCAACAUCGUCCAUAGAGGAUUUGCCACGAUGUAGACCAACGCUUCCCGACCUAUUCUCGAGAUUUUCAAACCUUCCGCUCUGCACGUCACUCUACUCGAAAUAUUACCCUCUGAAAGAUCCCGACAACACCUUCCAAAUGGAACCAAAGUUCACGAUCUACGGAAAAUAUUUUGAGGGAACGGUGGAUUACAUUUUUUAUAUCCACGAUGAAGGUGGUGAAAUCGAAAACGAAGAAAACCGCGAGCAAGCAAACAAAGAAUACUUCAACGGAUCUUUGGUCGAUAGAGAUGAUUCGUCAAAUAUUCUCGGGAAAAUCGGAAAUCGAGAGAUAAGAGUAUCGAAGAUAUUAAGGAUGCCAACGAAAGAGGAGGUCGAAACCCAUCCGCCGAACCAUAAAUUUGGUUCGGAUCACAUGUGCUUGAUGGUUGAAAUAGAAGGGUUAUGUUAA
Messenger RNA from Acaulospora colombiana, 1296 nucleotides. Lineage: Eukaryota; Fungi; Glomeromycota; Glomeromycetes; Diversisporales; Acaulosporaceae. The record is from the annotation of a GenBank genome assembly.